AGACUGAAACAACAACAGAAAGGCGUCCGUGGUGUUCGGUUCGCGAGUCGCGCAUCCGCAUCAGUUUUUUUUUCGAAAAUUAAUUAAUUAAAUUAAUGCAAAAUGCGGCAGCUGAAAAAUUGCGUUAAAAGAAAGCUGCGCUAAAGCCUGGGCAGCAAUUGAAUUGUUAAAUAUGAUCAACAAACUAGCAGCCAAUUUUUAAGUUGUACUUGUGUGUGUGUUUGUGUGUGUGUGUGUGUUUGUGUCUGUGCUUGCGUGCGUGUUUAUGUGUGCGUUUUUGCCUGCGUGUAAGUGAAAUAAAAGCAAUUGUAAAUGAGUGCGCAAAGAAGUUGUGAAGUGGCGGCAGCGACAGCCAAGCCCAAAACUUCAGUCAAGCAUUACGAGAGAGUAGAACGCUACAAAUAUUAAAACAAAGUGCAAAUGACGAGAGCGCCAAACACAUUGGCAAAUUAAAUACAAGUCAAAAAAGAAAUACCGCAGUAAGCAGCGGUCAGCAGUUCCAGGUGUUCAGCAAAUUGCAGCAGCAGCAGCAACAACAACAACGACUACGAAAACAGCAGAAACACACACUCACACCCGCACAGGGAGCGGCAGCAGCAGCAGCAGUGGGCGACAACGUCAGCGUCGCGCAAUGACCGAGGAAUUGAAAGUGGUGCUGCGCCGCAGUCGCAGUGAGCAGCAUUCCGGUUUCGGGUUUUCGCUGCUCGGCACAACUGGACCGCCGCAUGUCAUCUACGACAUUGUUGAGAAUUCGCCGGCCGCCGAUUGUGGUGCGGUCGAAGCGGGCGACGUUAUAUUGAAGGUCAAUGGCAUCGACGUGCAUCGUCACACCACAAAAGAAGUGCUUAAAUGUUUGCGUCUAUCGGAGAACUUAGUAACCUUGGAACUGAAACGAGAUCCCAAGCUCAAGGCGCGCAUUAAAGAACAGUUGGCCAAUACGCAGAGUCCGCAUUACGUGGACAUUGAAUCUCCCGUCAAUAUCUACGAUUACAGCAGCAGCCCGAACGCUGCCUCUCCCAAGCAUCAGCGCCAGCAUCAGAAGGGCGGAACUACGCCCACAAAUGCUGGUUCGCCAGCGUUGCGUUAUAAGUCGCCCACGCAUUUGCCAUCGUUGCGUCAGAAUUCGCCAACUACAACAGCGAUAACGUCAAUUGCGGCAGCGUCCACUACAACCUCAAUUUACACGCACAGCCGCAACUCUUCCGCCAGCUCGACCAAGAUUCAAAUGGUGGAAUCCACCACAAUUACGACGAGCAUUAGCAACAGUAACAUUGCCACAUCACCCACUGCAGCUGUCAGCGGCGCUACCUCGCCCACAUUUCGCCCUUCACGCAUUCCACAGGCGCUCAAAGCCGCCGCCCAAAAGCCAGUGCCACAAGUGCAGUCGCCGCAGCAUAAGCGACCACGCCCCUCCCAAAUACCAACGAAAGCAGCUAACGGCAACGGCUUGCAGCCGCUACAGCACUCGAACAGUUACAGCGGGAGCCCAGCCGUUUCCCGGCAACGCCACACGGAACGCGAGCCAGAGCCGGAACCGAAUUCGGCACCGCCGCAGCCGGCAAAGGCGCCACGCUUUGAGGCUUAUAUGAUGACCGGUGAUUUAAUAUUGAAUCUAUCAAGAACUCCCCAAUCCAGCAAUUUGCUAACGGCUCAAGCCAAGAAGGUGGACAGUCUGCGGGAUUUUCCGAAACGCAAUCUGGCGAAUGCACGUGCCAAUGGCGCCUUAGCACCGCGUGCCUCCGGCGAGUCAUCGCCGACAUCUUCUUCAUCGGUUGAUUCGCCAACUAAUACGGCUAGUUCGGAUUCCAAUAAACGUGAGGCAAGGCUUCACCGUGGCCAGCAGCAACAACAGCAGCAGCAGCAGCAGCAGCAACAGGAACGCGACAGCAUCAACAACAGCUACAAUCGUCGGGAUUCGCUGACCAACGACACUUUGUUAAUGUGCGAAGAGCUGGAGCGCGAUGAGGAUGCCACUACGGACUAUGGGGACAAUAAACGCCAGCAGCAACGUCAACAGCAACAGCAACAACAACAGCGCUAUCGACAGCAGCAGCAGCAGCAGCAACAACAACAACAACAGCGCUAUGAGUACUACCAAAACGAAGAUGAGCUGGAGGCAGAUCAGGAUGAACGCGAAGAAGAUCAAACACAUUACGACAUCACAAACAUCGAAACGUACCAGAGUGGUUUGGGUCGCGGUGACGAGGACGACAGCGAUCGCCAGUGUUUGGUUGAUGAAGACGAUGAUGAUGACUAUGAUGAGGAGGACAACGAUGCCGGCGAUGAGGAAUACUCUACAAAUUCAUUAGGCUCCGGUUCCGGUUCAACCAAGCAGCGUAUGCGUAUGCUUAAGCAGCGUAGCGUUAUGCGGCAACAACAGCAACAGCGAAAUCGCGAUGCCGUUGAUUGUGCUGCACGUGUGACCGCUGGCUAUUCGGCGUCCACAUCCAACUCAUCUGGCACGGUUAAAAGCGAGGCGGUUCUGGGCCUGGGUCAGGAUGAGACCUCCUUCUCAGUGCCAACGUCACCAAUUUCGCUGUCGACGCCUCUAAUUGAUAAGGAGACGGCCAGCUCGGUGCCCACCAGCCCGGAGCCCAGCUCACUGGCGGCCGAGUCGAGUAAUGCGGCCGCUGGCGUUGGGGCCGUUGUGGUGCGUCGCCACAAUGGUCACGUGGUGCGCAAGUGUGACGCUGCAGGCUUUCGCACCAGCAAGUCUGAGGAUCAUCUGCAGCAGGUACAGCGCGAGGGCAUUGCGGCUGUGAUACCCAUUGAUAUUGAUGAGGAUGUGAAUAGCUCAUUGAACACGCUGCUGGAUACGCGUCACGAUUCAGAAGAUUCCCAGGCAUCGAAUCGUGAUCGCAUCGUUUGGACUUACAAUGCGCCACUGCAGCCGCAUCAGUUGCAGCAGUUGCAGCAGCAGCAACAACAACAGCAGCAACAGCAGCAACAGCAACAGCAGCAGCAAUACUACGGUCAGCAAUCGCAUUCAAAUUCACAUUCAAGCUCCAUUAGCUCGUCGCCACAGCAUUCGGCAGCCGGCAGUCCGGCCUCGCCCACGUCGGUGUCCUCGUCCGUUAUGUCCUCGUCAGGCUCGAAAAGCGCACAGCAGCAGCUUCAGCAAAAUCAGCUACAGCAACAGCAGCAAAGGGAACAGCCAUCUGUUUUUGUGCCGGGCGGCAUGGUACUUAGCGAUCCCAGCGACUCUGACUCCACCAUACUCGUGUCGGAUGCGGCAGCCCAGCAGCGCCAACAACAGCAGCAGCUGAAGCAACAGUUGCGCGCCCAGCAACAGCAGCGGGAACGUGAACGAGAUCCGUCCGAGCACAAGCUGGUCAUUCAGGUGCGCGGCAUGGAUAAUAGCAACACCAGCAGCGCAACACGAUCUGAAGAGGAUGGCAACACACUAACAGAGGAGCCGCUUACAGCGAUUGGGGCGCGUGAUGGAUCGCCGCCCGUUUCGGAUGAUGGCAGCGAUGUUGAGUCAUUGCACUCGUAUCACUACUCGCCCAAAGCCGUGGACAUGCCCUCGGCCAUACGCCUGGCCAAAAGACUGUACUCUCUCGAUGGUUUCAAGAAGAGCGAUGUGUCGCGGCAUCUAAGCAAAAACAACGACUUUAGCCGCGCUGUAGCUGAUGAGUAUUUGAAGCAUUUUAAUUUUGAAAAGAAAUCCUUGGAUCUGGCGCUGCGUGAAUUUUUGCAGCAAUUCUCGCUAUCUGGCGAGACACAGGAGCGCGAACGCGUGCUGGUACAUUUCUCGAAACGUUUCCUGGACUGCAAUCCCGGCACAUUUAACUCACAGGAUGCUGUGCACACUCUAACAUGCGCCAUUAUGCUGCUCAACACAGAUCUGCAUGGUCAAAACAUGAAUCGCAAGAUGAGCUGUGCCGAAUUCGUUGACAAUUUGGCCGAUCUCAACGAUGGCGAAAACUUUCCGAAGGAUGUGCUCAAGUAUUUGUAUCAGGCCAUCAAAACCAAGCCACUGGAAUGGGCUCUCGAUGAAGAGACCGGGGAGCAGCAGCAACAGCAGCGCGCCAACAACAGUACCGCACUGACUGGCGUUAGUCAGAAUCCUUUCCUGGACGCACCUGAAUCGGCCACGGCGGUGGAGUACAAAAAGGGCUAUGUGAUGCGCAAGUGCUGCUACGAUACUAGUUUCAAGAAGACACCGUUUGGAAAACGCUCUUGGAAAAUGUUUUUUAUAACGCUGCGCGAUCUUGUUUUAUAUCUGCACAAGGACGAGCACGGCUUUCGCAAAAGUCAAAUGUCCGACAAUUUGCAUAAUGCAAUACGCAUACAUCACGCACUGGCCACCAUGGCCAACGACUACACUAAGAAGCAACAUGUGUUCCGGCUGCAAACAGCCGAUCAGGCCGAGUAUCUGUUUCAGACCAGCGACUCCAAGGAGCUGCACUCCUGGGUAGAGACCAUCAACUAUGUGUGCGCAGCGUUUUCGGCGCCGCCUCUAGAAGGCGGUGUGGGUAGUCAAAAGCGUUUCCAGCGUCCGCUGUUGCCCAGUGCACAAACUAAACUGUUGAUGAAGGAGCAGCUUGAAUCGCAUGAGUUACAAGUUACUCAACUAAAGCAUGAACUGAAGGAGCAUCAAAAGACGCCCGUGCCCAGCAAAGGUUUGCCGCUGCAGAAUCACAAGGAGAAGGAGGCGUACUUGCAAUAUGAGCUCCGUCGCUACGAGGCUUAUGUAAACAUUUUAACCGCCAAACUGCUCACCGAUCAGCAGCCAAUGGAGCUGCAAUGUCAGCAGGCAGCCCCGCCAACACUUGAGGAGGACGCGGACACAUUCCCUGUGGGCACAGGCAGCAUGCCCACAACGCCGCAAAGUAUUAAUACUCAACAACAGCAGCAGCAGCAGCAGCCACAGCCGUCAACCACUAGCAGAAAAGAGAAGAAAAAGAAAUAAUUACGCAUUUUCGUUUCGCUAUUGAUUUUCAUCAUUUUAACUAUACACAAAAAAACACUUUGGCAAUUGCCCAUGUCUAUGAUAAAAUACUCCAAUUGCCACAACACAAAACACCACACACACAACUCGCACACCAAUGCAUCACUCACAUGGAGGGGGACUAGAUGAUCACUCGAUGACGAUGAGCAAGGGAUCGGGGGAGGGGGGAUUAGAGACUAACUAAAAAGAAAAAACACUCGCGCUUUGCGGCUGUGCCGUGCGGCGCCCAAAACAGUCUGCCAAUAAUAACAGAAUUUAUGUACAUUUAUUAAGCUACAUAAAACAUAAUGAUGAUGAUGAUGAUGAUGACUAUUUGUAAUCGCAAGUUGUUAAGGGUCUUUGGAUCCUGUACACAAAACGUUCGUUCAACAGAGUACUAAAAAGAUCGAAAAAAAAAAAGAUUUACAGCCCAAUUAUUUGGUUUUUAAAUAUGAAAUUUAACCCACGUCGGUCUUAGAAUCUAAUAUAUAGCAUAUUAACUAUAUAUCGCAUUAUGAUUGCAGGCACUUUUGCUGAGAGCUUAACCCUGCCAGUCAAGUCCUAACCCCUAGUUUUCACCUAAAUUGUUAAUUGAAGUCUUAAAGAAGCCGCUUACGCUCCUAAAAUUACCUUUGUUCUAUUAUUUGGCAAUGGACUCUGCUGAACGGCAAUUUGUUCUGUAUCCCUGCUUAUUCACAUCAAGAAUACUUAUUAUUUAAAAAAAAAAAAACAAAAGAAACUUACAACAUUACCUAUGCUAUCAUUAUAAAUGAUAAAAAUAAAUUAUUGAAACACUUUUUCUAUAUGCAAUAACAUCAAUAACAACAACAGCGAAUUAUGUCGCAAAGGUUACAUAAAUAUAUAUAUAUAAUUUGCUCGAUUGGCCUUUUGCGAUAAGUAUGUUUCUCCAAUAUUUUGUACGGUUGCAAAUACAUAUAUAAAUAUAAUUAUUUAUAUGACAACAAUUGGUUGAUUACGCGACAAGUCCACGUAGUUAGAAUAUGAAAUUAAAAGAAUCGAGAAUGAAUCACACAUAAGAAUUACAAAUAAAACGAAAUACAAUAACUUUGACUACAUA
Messenger RNA from Drosophila virilis, 6011 nucleotides. RefSeq names its product Exchange factor for Arf 6 (gene Efa6). Gene Ontology annotation, biological process: regulation of ARF protein signal transduction. Gene Ontology annotation, molecular function: protein binding; guanyl-nucleotide exchange factor activity; phospholipid binding. Lineage: Eukaryota; Metazoa; Arthropoda; Insecta; Diptera; Drosophilidae. The record is from RefSeq and is a predicted model, not a curated record.